CAAUCACUGACAUCCUCUACACUUCAGCCAAUACUAUUACCUUGUGACACUACAUUGGUAAUAAAGUCUCAAAGGUCGAAGGUCAUAGGUCACUUCUGUAGCUACGUGAGGGAAAACACGGUGGCGCUGCACUGUUACGGAAGCAAAAUUUUGCUCCUUUCUUUCUGCUAACCCCCCUCCCAACCGGCUCUCAUCCAAACAGUUUGAUCUUUGAGCUAUUUUCCUGACACUCUGCUGUCACAACUUGAUGUUUUCUAGACACGCUCUUCGCUUCUUACUCACUGGAAUUCCUCGAACCCCCUCUUUCUUCUACUUGUCAACAGCCAAGAUGGCGAGCACCGUGGACACCAACGGGAUCAACGUGGCAGCAAUGCGCAAGGCGUACAAGGGAAAUGAGGAGGUUUACACAGAGGACCAGCUGGUGUCCCGUGACCCCAUUGUGCAGUUUGCAGCCUGGUUUGAAGAAGCUGCCAAACACCCAGGUGUCGGAGAGGCCAACGCUAUGUGCCUGGCUACUUGCACACCGGAAGGCCGCCCUUCAGCACGUAUGCUUCUCCUGAAGGGCUACAAUAAUGAAGGCUUCCGUUUCUUCACCAACUUUGAGAGCAGGAAGGGGAGGGAAUUGGCUGCAAACCCCUUUGCUUCUCUGUGCUUCUACUGGGAGCCACUCAACAGAUCGGUGAGAAUAGAGGGUCCAGUAGAGAGGCUGACGGACCAACAGUCGUCAGAGUACUUCCACUCUCGUCCCCGGGGCAGUCAGAUAGGGGCGGCAGUCAGUCACCAGAGUACAGUCAUAGAAGGCAGACAUGUUCUAGACCAACGUGAGAAGGAGCUCAAAGAACAGUAUGCUGAUGAGAAAGUAGAAAUCCCCAAACCUGACUACUGGGGAGGAUUCCAUGUCAUCCCAGAGGUCAUUGAAUUCUGGCAAGGUCAGACGACGCGGCUCCACGACCGAAUCGUGUUUCGGCGCCCACACGCAGGAGAGACACCAGACGAGAAAUCCACCCACACAGGAGAAAAUGGAUGGGUCUAUGAACGACUGUCUCCAUAGCGACUGUUACCAUGACAAAACUACAAACAUUACACCGGGUAGAUAAUGUACGAUACUUCCUUUUUUUUUUGUACCCAAUAAAAAUAUAUUUG
Molecule: messenger RNA, 1143 nt
Organism: Branchiostoma floridae (Florida lancelet)
Lineage: Eukaryota; Metazoa; Chordata; Leptocardii; Amphioxiformes; Branchiostomatidae
Product: pyridoxine-5'-phosphate oxidase-like
Exons: 8
Coding region: 248-1051 (267 amino acids)
Biological process (GO): pyridoxine biosynthetic process; pyridoxal 5'-phosphate biosynthetic process
Molecular function (GO): FMN binding; pyridoxamine phosphate oxidase activity
Source: RefSeq, a predicted model, not a curated record